UUGGUGAUGUGUUUAAAAUUUCGUUCCGUGCUGUAAAUUAUUGUUAAUAAGUCUUUUAUCUUGUAAGUGUUACUACGUAGCGUUGUUAACCAAUGGCCGGAAGCAGAAGUACAGUGGACGAACGUCUGAUUGCUCGCUUUAAUCAGGAGCUGGGGGCGGAUCUCAAAAACAUCCACAAAUGUGGCGAUUUGGCCAAGUAUUAUCGGUCCGAGUUGGAAGAUUUACGAGACAAGAUUACAGUUACCGAUGCAGGAUGCAUUCCAAGCGUGAAGAGCAUGAUCGAAACGGGUCGAACCAAACUGAAAGAGUUGGACGAGAAGGAGACCAGUUUGGAUGCAUUUGAGGAGAAUAUAAGCGGUCGGAUCGAAAUAUACCAUCAGCUGAUGAAGGAGGUGGGUGACAAGAUGCAGGAAAUCCGGGAGCUUCAAACCGUGCGAGACUAUAUGGCGUUGGUAAAGGACAUCGAGAACGUCAGUCAGGAACUGGAAGCGUCCAUCAACGGAAAGGAUGAUAAUAAACCGAUCGCGCUGUACGUGGCACUUACCGGUCCGAACAGCAUUCUCGAUCGUAUCAGUGGCAUUGAGGCACCGCAUCUGAAGAUGUACGCUCGUAACACUGCAUUUCAUUGGCACGAUGUGCUAACGGCGAAAUAUUCGGCUGAAUUCGAAUCUUUGCUGAAGGUAAUCAAAUGGCCGAAUCUGAACCAAUCGCUGGAACAGUUUAAUCCUUCCAAAGAUCACGUCAACAAGCUCGUACUGUUGGCGGAACAUCUUUUCCUGGUAAAGUUGCCCGGUGACCAGGAUCUGUUGAACGUAAGACUUACGCCGUGUAUUAUCUGUCCGCACUAUACGACACCGAUAGCGCUGUUCGUGAAACCGUUCAGAUUGCGCUUUCAGUUUCAUUUUACGGGAAACAAACAAACGAAUAGGCUGGAUCGACCAGAAUGGUAUUUGACGCAGGUGCUGAUGUGGGCCAAGGAAAAUCACAUCUUCGUCGGUCAACAUUUUCAAUCACCUGCGCUAAGAGCCGGUAUAGCGAACAGCAGUGUGCGGUUGGAAUUCGUUCGUGGAUUGGUACAGUUAGCCAUAGAGAAAUUGAUCGCAGACAUUGAACAGAUCGUGCAGGACGAGGCGUUGUUUGCACAUCUGAUCGAUGAGGUAUUACCAUUUGAACAGGAUCUAAAAACAUCGCUCGGGUAUCCAAACAGCUAUCCAAGUGUGGUAUCGGUGCUAGUGCAGCCUCUCUAUUUUCUCAAAUGGAUGGCUAUAGAGAAGAAAUUCACAACGGAUAAGAUGGAUGCCAUGCUUAACACAGAAGAUCCCUUCGAACUACUCGAUCCAGCUAACUUGGAUGAAUUGAAAAUUCCCAAAUGUGCCGAUCAGUUCAUACGAUUGCUGGACGCAAUCAAAGAGCGAUACUGCUGCCUCCCUCAGCCUAGUCAACAGCUACAGUUCCUAGAACUGCAGCUCGAACUGAUCGACAAUUUUCGAUGUCGCCUACUGCAACUGUACAACGACGGUGUGAAUCCGACCAAAAUUCUGAACGCACUCAACUAUCUGACCUCGGUGCUGCGUGAGUGGGGUGAGAAUGUGCACUACCUGCAUCUACAUGCCGCUCUGUAUGGCCCAGAUGUGGACGAAAUUAGUUCCGUGUUUGAUCGUACGAUUGAAGAGCUGAACUACUGUCAUCAGAAGCUCGUGGAGGAACUGGUGACGUGGAUUGUGCAUGAAAUCACAUCGAGAUCGCGUCCGUAUCGGUACGAUUUGUGGCCUUCGAUGAACGCUCAUGAUGCGAAAGAAACGCUUAUGGUAUCGGCAUCGGCAAGCGAAAUGUUUCAGAUGACCAUCAACCAUCUUCACGACAUGGAGCAGGAGCUGUCGACGAAUGUGUUCAUGAUCGUGGUGCGUAUGAUCGCGACCGAGCUGGACCAAUGGAUGAUCUCCAGCAUGGUGAUGAACACCAAGUUUUCCAGCGGCGGUGCACAACAGUUUCAUUUUGAUAUGACCCGCAACCUGUUCGGGCUGUUUAGUCAGUACGCAAAGAAGACGAAUUUAUUGUUUAAACGGAUUAAUGAUACAUGCACACUGCUCACGUUGCCGCUUGGUUCUGCCAUGUUGCUGAGGGAAACGCUACUAUCAGAAACGAUCGACGAGGAUGGUUUGACGCGUGCCCUUCAGGAGGUGGGUUUAAUAGUCUUUGAUAAAAACAUUACCCUUGCAGUGCUCGAUCGACGAAACGAUAUGCCACGGAUAGGCUGAGUGUGAUCGAAAACACAAUAAAAGGGAAGUAAAUGUUUACUCUUUCCGGUUAAGGGUUAACAUAGAUCAUGUAUUAUCAAGCUAUUCUCUUUAUAAGUAGUAAGAACUAGAAUUAAUACGGCUAAGCGGUAUGCUGUGGUUCAUGUUUAACGUCAGUUCGACAACAACAGUUAAGACUCCGGUUGGUAGCGGUAUGCAUUUCGACAAAUAUCUGAUCGAGUGGUUUACCCUUCGUUUCGGGUACGAGUACGAAGACAAACACUACGAACGCAGCUGAACAGGCAGCAAAAAUCCAGAAUGAAAGAUACGUUCCCGCUUCGUCGGAGAUGAGCUGGUAAAGCUUCGACACACCGAAUCCAACCGAACCUGCAAACAUGGUGUAAAUGGCAGCGGCAACUGCUUUUACGUUAGUGGGGAAUAUUUCCGCUAAAAUAGCGAAAGGUACCGUCGCCAGCCCGACAGUGUAGAAUAUAAUGUAAAUCAUGAUGACGGCAAGUGGAAUCCACCCUAUUCCAUCGACAUCGACUUCUUGUUCGACUAGGAAGAAGUACAGUCCUACGAUGAAUGUGCCUACAGCGCAUCCUAUGGUGGAAACGAGUAGCAAUGGUCGACGUC
Messenger RNA from Anopheles moucheti, 2873 nucleotides. RefSeq names its product RINT1-like protein (gene Rint1). Gene Ontology annotation, cellular component: Dsl1/NZR complex. The transcript is spliced from 5 exons. The record is from RefSeq and is a predicted model, not a curated record. Gene Ontology annotation, biological process: endoplasmic reticulum to Golgi vesicle-mediated transport; regulation of ER to Golgi vesicle-mediated transport; retrograde vesicle-mediated transport, Golgi to endoplasmic reticulum. NCBI's taxonomy places the organism in Eukaryota, Metazoa, Arthropoda, Insecta, Diptera, Culicidae. The coding region runs from base 93 to 2258 and encodes 721 amino acids.